AUGGCUCCUCCCAGAGGUCGUGGUGGUCCUGGUGGUGGAGGUUUCAGGGGUGGUAGGGGUGAUAGAGGUAGAGGAAGAGGCGGCGGAGGAAGAGGAGGAGACAGGGGUACGCCGUUUAAGGCCAGAGGUGGUGGCCGUGGAGGAGGGAGGGGAGGUGGCCGUGGAGGAGGUAGAGGUGGUGGCCGUGGUGGUGGCAGGGGUGGAAUGAAGGGAGGGAGUAAAGUCGUGGUUCAACCACACAGACAUGAGGGCAUUUUCAUUGCCAAGGGUAAAGAAGAUGCCCUUGUCACUAAGAAUCUUGUUCCUGGUGAAGCUGUUUACAAUGAGAAAAGGAUUACUGUUCAGAACGAAGAUGGGUCCAAAGACGAGUACAGAAUUUGGAAUCCUUUCCGCUCGAAGUUGGCUGCCGCCAUUCUUGGUGGAGUUGACAACAUAUGGAUUAAACCUGGUGCCAGAGUCCUUUACUUGGGAGCUGCUUCUGGAACAACUGUUUCUCAUGUUUCUGACAUUGUUGGCCCAACAGGAGUUGUCUAUGCAGUAGAGUUUUCUCAUAGAAGUGGACGUGAUUUGGUUAAUAUGGCAAAGAAGCGCACUAAUAUUAUACCCAUUAUUGAAGAUGCUAGACAUCCAGCUAAGUACAGGAUGUUAGUUGGUAUGGUUGAUGUCAUAUUUUCUGAUGUUGCCCAGCCGGAUCAGGCGAGGAUUUUGGGACUCAAUGCUUCAUAUUAUCUCAAAGUGGGAGGUCAUUUUGUUAUUUCAAUCAAGGCUAACUGCAUAGACUCUACAGUCCCUGCGGAGGCAGUGUUUGAAAGCGAAGUGAACAAGUUGAAGGCUGAUCAAUUCAAACCAUUCGAGCAAGUCACCCUUGAACCAUUCGAGAGGGACCAUGCUUGUGUUGUUGGUGGAUACAGAAUGGCCAAGAAGAAAAAAGAUGCUGCUGAGUAG
Sphenostylis stenocarpa is the source of this 945-nucleotide messenger RNA. NCBI's taxonomy places the organism in Eukaryota, Viridiplantae, Streptophyta, Magnoliopsida, Fabales, Fabaceae. The record is from the annotation of a GenBank genome assembly.